Candida dubliniensis CD36 is the source of this 1572-nucleotide messenger RNA. It is a transcript of the gene SPR1, whose product is annotated as Spr1p. Gene Ontology annotation, cellular component: cell surface; extracellular region. The transcript has a single exon. Gene Ontology annotation, molecular function: glucan exo-1,3-beta-glucosidase activity. Bases 1 to 1572 code for a protein of 523 amino acids. The record is from RefSeq and is a predicted model, not a curated record. Gene Ontology annotation, biological process: glucan catabolic process. Lineage: Eukaryota; Fungi; Ascomycota; Pichiomycetes; Serinales; Debaryomycetaceae.
AUGUUCAGAUCUUUUACAUCUACAUCUGUAUCUUUACCUUUAUUAGUAUUAAUUUUAAUGUUAUACUUUCUUCAAAUAUCUGAUACCAGAUUCAAUGAUAAAAAUGAAUAUUUGAAUAAUAACCCGGUAUUAUUUGAAAACAUGAUUAAUCAUCUGUAUCAAACCAUGCCAUCAGUUUAUAAUGAUAAACUUGAAAAAAUAUAUGGAGUUAGUUUAGGAGGUUGGUUAGUAACUGAACCUUGGAUAACUCCAUCACUUUAUGAAAAUGUUGAACGUGAUUAUUCAAAACCUAUUCCAAUUGAUGAAUAUACUUUAACUUCAUCAUUAGGUAAUAUUAAUGGUUCAAAUUAUUUACAAAAUCAUUGGUCAAAAUUUUAUAAUGAAUUAGAUUUUAAACAAAUUUCUCAAUUAAAAUUAAAUUUAAUUAGAAUACCAAUUGGAUAUUGGGCAUUUGAAUUAUUACCUAAUGAUCCUUAUAUUCAAGGUCAAGAAAAAUAUUUAGAUUUAGCCAUUGAUUGGGCUAAUAAAUAUAAUUUAUUAAUUCAAAUUGGAUUACAUGGAUUACCAGGAUCACAAAAUGGUUUUGAUAAUUCUGGUUUAUAUACUGAAACUCCCACUUGGUUAGAAAAUGAAAUUAAUAUGAAUUUAACUUAUCGAUUAGUUGAUUAUAUUUUAAAUAAAUAUGGUAAUAAUUCAAUUAUCCAUUCUAUUCAAUUAGUUAAUGAACCAUUAGGAAUUUUAUUAAAUAAAGAAAAAUUACUGAAAUUUUAUAUUUAUUGUCUUGAAACAGCAUUUAAAAAAAAUAUAAAAGCAAAAUUAGUAUUUCAUGAUGCAUUUUUAAAUAUUGAAUCUUGGAAAGAUUUCCCAGGAGAAUAUAUUUUAGAUCAUCAUUUAUAUGAGGUAUUUUCUGAUUGGCAAAUAAAUUUAAAUUUACAACAACAUUUACAAAGUAUUAAAAAUCAAGGUGAAAGUAUUAAUAAAUCUGGUCAUCGUAGUAUAGUAGGGGAAUUUUCUGGUGCUCUUACAGAUUGUACUAAAUAUUUAAAUGGAGUUGGUAAAGGUUCAAGAUGGGAUGGUAGUUUUGAAAAAAAUCAACCAUCACAAUUAAACCGGAAUGAAACUUGUCAAGGUCAUGAUGAUCCAAAUAAUUUAAUGUAUAAAUUUGAUACAAUGAUAUUUUUAAAAGAACAAUUUUAUACUUUUGAAGAAAAAGGUAACGGAUGGAUUUUUUGGUGUUGGAAAACUGAAUCAACAUUGGAUUGGGAUAUGAAAAGAUUGAAUGAAUUGAAAAUGUUACCUAAUCCAUUAUUUCAAUAUAAAUCUACAAAUGAUGAUAAACAAUCACAAUCACCAGAAGAAGAGGAUGGGUUUGGUUUACUGAAUAUCGAUUUUCAAGAAACUUUACCAAAAUAUGUUGGUGAACAAGAAUCGAUAGAACAAAAGUUUGAUUAUAGUACUAAUACUAAUACUACUACUGGUUCUAGUUCAAAGAAAAACAAUUGUUCAAUUAUAAAUUUUGGAAGUAAUUUUUUAUGGCAGUUUAUAUUUAUAUAUUUUUUGUUAAUUUUUUAG